UAGACACCACUUGUUCGAACCUACGAAGUUGGAGUGAGCUCCAAUCUGCCGUUACCAAAUACCAACCAUCACCCGCAGCUGUAGGAGGAGAGAGAGAGAGACUACGUAUAUCGCAGUUCAACUGCAACGCACGAUAUCAAAUUUCCGCAAAAUAAGGAACAAUAUCACAAGGGCCCUAAUUUCAUUUUAAAACAAUUAUACAUACGUUUUCUUCAUUUCUUUUUGUGCAUCUCUUUGUUUCAGAAUCAUUUCUUCCUCAAUUCCUAUGCCAUUUUUGUUUCUAAAUUAUCGCAAAUGCUAAUUCCUAGGGUUUUUACUGUAAAUUCGAGGGUUUCGCGAAUAUUUGAUCUUGUAGCUGUAAUUUGACGCAUUUUCGUGAUUUUUCCUCUUUUUUUUGAUCAGACAGCGAGGUUAUUUUUACUCAUAUCUUGCUGAUUGCAUCAGCGAAGGUUAAAGCUACUCGAAAUCAUGUUUGAAGCGCAUGUCUUGCAUUUGCUUAAAAGAUACUUAGGUGAAUAUGUUCAUGGACUUUCCCUUGAGGCUUUAAAAGUUAGCGUUUGGAAAGGCGAUGUUGUUCUUAAAGAUUUAAAGUUAAAGGCGGAAGCAUUAAACUCACUUAAGCUUCCUGUUACGGUGAAAGCUGGUUUCAUUGGCACUAUAACUUUAAAGGUUCCUUGGAAAAGCCUCGGCAAAGAACCUGUGAUUGUUCUCAUCGAUCGUGUUUUCAUUCUUGCUUAUCCAGCGCCUGAUGGAAGAACACUUAAGGAUGAGGAUAGAGAGAGACUUUUUCAAGAUAAACUUCAUCAGAUUGAGGAAUCCGAGGCAGCAACUCUUGAAGCAAUGUCUAGAUCAAAGCUUGGAAGUCAUGCUUCAGGAAAUUCUUGGCUUGGAUCUCUUAUAGCCACCAUCAUUGGAAAUCUCAAAAUCACAAUUAGCAAUGUUCAUAUAAGAUAUGAGGAUACUAUAAGUAAUUAUGGACACCCUUUUGCUUGCGGUGUUACCUUGGCGAAACUUGCUGCUGUCACAAUGGAUGAGCAAGGUAACGAAACCUUUGAUACAAGUGGUGCUCUGGAUAAAUUGCGCAAGUCCUUGCAGCUUGAAAGGCUUGCUAUAUAUCAUGAUUCCGACAAACCUCCUUGGAAGAUUGAUGAAAGUUGGCAAGAUAUAAGUCCAAGAAAAUGGAUUGAGAUAUUUGAAGAGGGUAUUAACGAACCAGCAUCUGAAUCUGUCGCAUCAUGGGCUUUAAACCGCACAUAUCUAGUCGCACCUAUCAAUGGGGUGCUUAAAUACAACCGGCUUGGAAGUCAAGAACGAAACAACCCAGAGGUUCCUUUUGAGAAAGCAACACUUUUCUUGAAUGAUGUUUCUUUGACAGUUACAGAGGCGCAAUAUUAUGAUUGGAUAAAACUGUUGGAGGUCAUUUCCAGAUACAGAAUGCAUGUAGAAGUUUCACAUUUGAGGCCUUCUGUACCAGUCACGGAGGGACCUCAUUUGUGGUGGCAUUAUGCCGUGCAAGCCACUUUGCAGCAGAGAAAAAUGUGCUAUCGCUUUUCAUGGGAACGUAUCCAGCAUCUUUGCCGGCUUCGACGACGUUAUAUACAUGUGUAUGCUAAUAUAUUGCAACAAUUGCCCAAUGUUGACAAUGAAGAGUUACAACAUAUUGAAAAAGAUCUGGACUCGAAAGUGAUUCUUCUAUGGAGGUUACUUGCUCAUGCCAAGGUUGAAUCUGCAAAGUCGAAAGAGAUCGCUGUGCAGAAGAAUCUUGGAAAGGGGAGCUGGUUUUCUUUCAACUGGCGCUCUUCUCCUGAGGAUGCUGCAGUUUCAGAUGGUUCAGAUGUGUCAGAAUUGACACAGGAAAAGCUGACAAAAGAAGAAUGGCAGGCGAUCAACAAUCUCUUAAGUUAUCAGCCUGAUGGGGAACUUGCUAUGUACUCCGGGAAGGAUGGACAGAACAUGAUACAAUUUCUUGUAGAUGUAUCAAUUGGUCAGGCUGCUGCAAAAAUUAUAGAUAUACAUGGGACUGAGGUCCUUUAUGGUAGAUUCGAGCAACUUAAUGUUUCAACGAAGCUCAAGAACAGGAGCACCUGUUGUGAUUUAUCAUUGAGAUUCUAUGGUUUGUAUGCUCCAGAAGGCUCCCUUGCGCAGAGUGUUUCGAGUGAGCAAAAAGAGAAUGCAUUGGUUGCUAGUUUUGUACGGUCACCUGUGGGGGAAAACGUCGACUGGAGGCUUUCAGCCAUUAUGUGCCCCUGCCAUGCCACGAUAUUGAUGGAAAGUUAUGAACGUUUCAUGGAAUUUCUUAAGAGGAGCAAUGCAGUUAGUCCUACUGUUGCGAUGGAGACUGCUACAGCAUUACAGAUGAAGUUUGAGAAGGUGACACGUAAAGCUCAGGAGCAAUUUCAAAUGGUUUUGGAGGAACAGAGCAGGUUUGCUCUUGAUAUCGAUUUUGAUGCUCCAAAAGUAAGAGUGCCCAUUCGAAGACGGGGUUCAUCCAUAAUUGAUAGUCAUUUUCUGCUUGAUUUUGGUCAUUUCACCCUAAGGACCAAGGAAGGUGUAGAUGAUGAAGAUCAGUCUAUAUACUCCCGUUUCUACAUCUCAGGGAGAGAUAUUGCCGCUUUCUUUACAGACUGCAGCUCCGAAAGCCUUGAUUGCUCAUUGUUUACUCCCCCAAGGGAUUGUGAUCCGCCAGGCACUCCUGCAGAAUGCGUUGACAAUAUCUCUUCUUUAGUUGAUAGGUGUGGAAUGGCAGUGAUUGUUGACCAGAUAAAGGUACCUCAUCCAAACUUCCCAUCAACGCGCGUUUCUGUCCAAGUGCCGAAUUUGGGAAUUCACAUUUCACCGGCCAGGUACAGCAGACUUAUGGAAUUGCUAAACAUAUUCUACAGUACAUUACAGAGCAGCAGUCGGCCCGUAGAUGAAGUUAUCGAACCUGAACUUGCUCCUUGGAAGCCAGCAGAUAUGGCAACGGAAGCGAGAAUACUCGUUUGGAAGGGAAUUGGGAAUUCUGUUGCCGCAUGGCAACCUUCAUAUAUUGCUUUAUCUGGAUUUUACCUUUACAUCCUCGAGUCUGAAAGAGCAUCCUGCUACCAACGCUGCACUAGUAUGGCUGGGAAGCAAGUUGUUGAGGUUCCGUCAGCCAAUGUUGGUGGAUCACUCUUUUCAAUCGCCGUCUGUUACAGAGGCACAGAUAUCCAAAAGGCUUUGGAGUCCUCUAGUACAUUGAUUAUAGAGUUUCAGAAUGAGGAUGACAAGAAUAUAUGGCUUAAAGGGCUUGUAAAGGCUACAUAUCAAGCAUCUGCUCCAUUAUCUGACGGUCUCCUUGGAGAUUCCAGUUACAGAGUAGCUGGUGUGGUUGAUGCUGAAAUUGCUAAGCCUAAGGCUGCUGAUCUUGUCAUUAAUGGAACGUUGCUGGAGACCAACUUAUAUAUUUAUGGCAAGUGUGGAGAAGAGGGCCAGGAGAAGCAUGAGGAGACACUUAUUAUAGAGCUUAUUGCUGGUGGAGGAAAGGUACAUGUUAUCCAUUCUGAAGGGAACUUAACGGUGAAAAUGAAGCUUCACUCUUUGAGAAUUAAGGAUGAGUUGCGAGGUCGUGUGGCAACAAAUCCGCAGUAUCUGGCAUAUUCAGUUGUGACUAACGAUCAAAUCCUUUCCUCGCCUACAUCAGUUGAUCUUCAAGCUAGCCAGUCUCUCUCGUUGCUAGCUGAAGAAGAAGACAUUUUUAGAGAUGCUUUGCCAGAGUUCACUCUUGCACCAGAUAUCAGUAUGCAAUCACAUAACCUAGAAAAUUCAGAAGCUGAAGCUGAAGCUUUGCUUUUUAAUCAGGAUUUGGGGAAAGGAAGAGCAUCCUCGUCGGAAAUAUUCUAUGAGGCUCUUGGAAGUGACAACUCUGAUUUUGUCUCGGUAUCGUUUAUGACCAACGAUCCUAGUUCUCCAGAGUAUGAUGGCAUCGAUACACAGAUGAGUAUUUGUAUGUCGAAGCUGGAGUUUUUUUGUAACAGGCCCACACUAGUUGCUCUGAUUCAAUUUGGUUUAGAUACGAGUUCUGCAAACUCCGGAGGAAGUAGUGAAGUUGCAACAAUGGCCUGUGAGGAGAUAGAAACUACAAAAAGAUUGAGAAAGCAAGACGCUGCUGAUGCUUUUGUCAAGGGUUUGCUGGGCUACGGUAAAGGACGAGUAGUGUUUAAGUUGAGUAUGGAUGUGGAUAGUGUUACUGUGUUUUUGAACCAGGAGGAUGGUACUCAAUUCGCUAUGUUCAUUCAAGAAAGUUUUAUUUUGGAUCUCAGAGUCCACCCAUGUUCCAUAUCCAUUGAGGGCACUCUGGGGAACAUGAGGCUUCGUGAUAUGUCUCUUGGCGCAGAGCAUUGUUGGAAUUGGCUUUGUGAUAUCCGCAAUCCCGGUGCUGAAUCACUUAUUAAGUUUUCAUUCAAAUCUUACAGUGCUGAAGAUGAUGACUAUGAAGGAUAUGAUUAUAGCCUUACUGGUCGUCUGUCUGCUGUUCGCAUUGUUUUCCUCUACAGGUUUAUCAGAGAGAUGACAGUGUACUUCAUGGAACUUGCAACCCCCCAUAAAGAGGAAGUCAUUAAGCUGGUUGAUAAAGUUGGUGGUUUUGAAUGGAUGAUUCAGAAGUAUGAAAUUGAUGGAUCCACAGCUGUAAAGCUGGAUCUUUCUCUUGACACGCCGAUUAUAAUAAUUCCAAAGCAUUCUACGAGUAAAGAUUUUAUGCAACUGGACUUGGGUCAGCUACAAAUAAGAAAUGAAAUUAGUUGGCAUGGAUGCCCAGACAAUGAUCCUGCUGCUGUCCACCUUGAUGUUCUUCGUGCUGAGAUCCUAGGAAUCAAUCUAUCUGUGGGAAUUGAUGGUUGCCUUGGAAGACCAAUGAUGCGUGAAGGCCAUGGACUUGUUAUUUGUGUCCGUCGUAGUCUGAGAGAUGUUUUCAAAAAGGUUCCUACACACUCUAUAGAAGUUCAGGUUGAUUCAUUGCAUGGUGUCAUGUCAGAUAGAGAGUAUAAUGUCAUAUUGAACUGUGCUUAUGCAAAUAUAUCCGAGGAACCAAGACUUCCUCCGAGCUUUCGCGCUUGCAAGUCUGAUCCUGAAGAUACAAUGAAAUUGCUGGUUGAUAGGGUCAAUGUGAACAGUCAAAAUUUCUUAUCCCGGACUGUAUCAAUUGUGGCUGUUGAAAUUAAUUAUGCUCUGCUAGAAUUGUGCAAUGGGAUCCAUGAAGAUUCAACCUUGGCACAUAUCAGCUUGGAAGGUCUUUGGGUGUCGUACAGAAUGACUUCUUUGUCUGAAGCAGACCUCUAUGUUACUAUCCCCAAAUUCUCUAUUGUGGAUGUCCGUCCUGAUGCAAAACCUGAAAUGCGGCUGAUGCUUGGGCCAUCAUCCGAAGUUUGCAGACAGGCUUCUGUUUCUGCUUCUGGCAGUGGCAGUGUUCCAUCUACCUCAAGUGGCAAUCUUACAAGAACCCAAUCAAGAGUUUCCUCUGCCUCCGAUAUGCCUACAUCAACAAUGUUUCUGUUGGACUACCGAUGGAGAACAACAGCCCAAUCAUCAGUAGUGCGGGUCCAGCAACCAAGAGUUUUGGUUGUGCCAGAUUUUCUGAUUGCUGUUGCGGAAUUUUUCGUCCCAUCUUUAGGAGCUAUAACUGGAAGGGAGGAACUGAUGGAUCCUAAUAAUGAUCCCAUCCGUAAGAACCACAGCAUUGUACUAAAUUCUGCUGUUUACAAGCAGCAAGUAGAGGUCAUUCAACUGUCCCCAAGUCAACAAUUGAUUGCAGAUGCUCCAGGGGUUGAUGACUAUAUAUAUGAUGGUUGUGGGAGGACAAUAUGUUUGAAAGAAGACAAUGAUCUGAUAGAGAGUCAGUUUUCUGGAUUUCAACCAAUUGUUAUAAUUGGUCGUGGAAAGCGAUUGCGGUUUGUGAAUGUAAAAAUUGAGAAUGGCUCGCUCUUGAGGAAGUAUACUUAUUUGAGUAAUGACAGCAGCUAUUCAGCAUCUCCAGACGAUGGUGUUGACAUUAAGUUUCUUGACGGUAAUCUGUCUGAUGAGAAUAACAAUUUAGAUAGGGUGGAUGAAUCGUCUCACAUAUCACACAUCUCUACUUGUGGAGAUGUUGGCUCUAAGUCUGUACAAAGCUUUACCUUUGAGGCUCAGGUUGUUUCUCCUGAAUUGACCUUCUAUGAUGGUACCAAGUCAUCUUUAGAUGAUUCGCCAUAUAUCGAGAAGCUAGUCCGCGCUAAAUUUGAUCUUAGCUUUAUGUACGCAUCACAGGAAGAUGGUACAUGGAUUCGUGCUCUGCUAAAAGACUUAACUAUCGAGGCUGGAUCAGGACUUAUUGUUCUUACACCUGUAGAUGUUUCAGGAGGUUAUACCUCAGUGAAAGACAAAACCAAUAUGUCUCUCUCAUCCACGGAUAUCCACUUGCAUCUUUCUCUUAGUGUCAUAUCUCUCUUACUGAACCUCCAAAAUCAGGUAGCUGGUGCACUACAGUUUGGAGAUGCUAAUCCUUUGGCACCCUGUACUAACUUUGAACGUUUAUGGGUGUCUCCUAAAGAUAACAGAUCUCAGUGCAGCCUCACAUUUUGGAGGCCUCGUGCUCCUUCAAAUUAUGUCAUCCUGGGAGAUUGUGUCACAUCAAGGUCAAUUCCUCCUUCACAAGCAAUGAUGGCAGUGUGCAAUACUUAUGGACGUGUUAGGAAACCACUGGGAUUCCAAUUGAUUGGAUUGCUUUCUAAAAUUUUAGAAAUGAAUGAAACCGAAGACUCUGUAGAUGGAAAGAGUGAAUGUUCUCUAUGGUUUCCAAUCGCACCUCCAGGUUACACAGCCUUAGGUUGUGCAGUUAAUGUGGGAGACCAACCCCCACCAAAUUAUGCUGUUUACUGCAUACGGUCUGAUCUUGUAGUGUCGACAACGUAUUCAGAAUGUUUGUUUAAUAUGCCAUCCAAUCCUUCCUUACCAUCUGGUUUUAGCAUUUGGCGUCUAGAUAACAUUCUUGGCUCUUUUUAUUCUCAUCCUUCUGUUGACUGUCCUUCCAAAGAUUUUUGCUACGACCUGAUGCCUUGUCUUAAAUGGAGGGCGUUUCGACACCGUCCAUCUUCAAAGCCUGCUCCACAGCUCUGCCAUGACGAUGAACCUGCAGUUUCUCAGGAAAGCAGGCAAAAUUCAAGCUCCAGUGGAUGGAACAUCCUGAGAUCUCGAGUUUCACACAAAUGUUUCAUGUCAGUCCCAAACUUUGAGAGAAUCUGGUGGGACAAAGGUGGGGAGUUUCGACGGGCAGUGUCAAUUUGGAGGCCUAUACCUCGACCUGGUUAUGCCAUUUUGGGUGAUUGCAUAACUGAUGGGUUAGAGCCACCUACUCUUGGGAUUAUCUUCUUGGCUGACAAUCCAGAAAUCUCCGCAAAGCCAGUCAAAUUCACGAAAGUUUCUCAUGUUUUUGGCAAAGGUGUAGAUGAAGCUUUCUUUUGGUAUCCAAUUGCUCCCCCAGGCUAUGCUGCAAUGGGAUGUAUUGUCACUAGAACAGAUGAGCCACCAAGAGUCGAAUCAUUUUGCUGUCCUAGAAUAGAUCUUGUUGGUCCUGCCAGUAUAAUUGAGGUUCCUGUUUCUAGAUCUUCAAGUCUAAAAACAUCGCAGUGUUGGAGUAUUUGGAAAGUUGAGAAUCAGGCUUCGACAUUUCUGGCACGUUCUGAUCUGAAAAAGCCAUCAAGUCGCUUGGCACUCUCGAUUGGUGAUUCAGUGAAGCCAAAGGCACGAGAGAAUGUGACAUCUGAGAUGAAGCUGGGAUGUUUAUCUCUCACUAUUCUAGAUAGCUUGGGUGGAAUGAUGACACCAUUUCUGGACAUGACCUUCACCACUAUCAAGCUUGUAGCCCAUGGCCGUUUUGAAGGGAUGAGUUCAGUUCUUGUUUGUUCAAUGGCGGCAUCAACAUUUAAUACACAGUUGGAGGCUUGGGAACCCCUUGUGGAGCCAUUUGAUGGAAUCUUCAAGUUCGACACUUAUGAUACCAGUAGUCAUCAAACUUCGGGACUUGGGAAGACACUGCGCAUCGCAGCAACCACCAUCUUAAAUCUGAAUGUUAGUGCUGCCAGUCUUGAUAGUUUUGCAGAGGCUGUUGUUUCUUGGAAAAGGCAGAGAGAACUUGAACAGAAAGUAUCAAAGUUAAAUGAGGAAGUUGCGCUUCAUCAAAGAGACAAAGAUGAUUCAACUCUUUCGGCAUUAGAUGAAGAUGAUUUUCAGACUGUAGUCAUAGAAAAUAAGCUUGGGUGUGAUAUUUAUGUCAAGAAGCUAGAGCAAAACUCCGACACAGUUGAACUUCUACAAGAUAAUGGCUCCACCGCCGUCUGGCUUCCACCUCCUAGGUUUUCAGAUAGAUUAAAUGUCACAGACAAAAAUGGGGAAGCUCGUUAUUACGUUGCUGUCAGAGUAUCAGAAGCAAAGGAUAUACCCAUGGCUGAUGACGGCAAUAGCCAUAAUUUCUUCUGUGCUUUGCGGCUUGUUGUGGACAACCCACCAACUGAUCAACAGAAGAUUUUCCCUCAGAGUGCGCGGACUAAAUGUGUUAAACCAUUAUUAACGAAAGUUCAGGAUGCUGAUGUGGGCACUGCCAAGUGGGAUGAGCUAUUCAUCUUUGAAGUUCCGCAAAAGGGUACUGCUAAACUGGAAGUGGAGGUCACCAACCUUGCUGCCAAAGCUGGAAAAGGCGAAGUUGUUGGAGCUUCAUCCUUUCCCGUAGGACAUGGCACAAGUAUUCUCACAAAGAUAGCUUCCUCGAGGAUGUUGCAUCAGCAACAUGCUGCUAAAAAUAUAGCUUCAUAUCCACUAAGGAGAAGGGAUCAGGAAGUAAAUGAGGGAGAAGAAAAGAAUAUUGGUUCUCUGCUGGUUUCUUCAUCUUAUUUUGAAAGAAAGCUAGUUGUAGAUCUGCAGAAGGAUACAAUUAAUGAGAAUGAAGUUGACUCUGAUGUGGGCUUCUGGAUAGCACUCCGUCCUGAUGGUCCUUGGGAGAGUUCUCGGUCCUUUCUUCCACUAUCAGUUUUUCCGAAAAGCUUGGAAGACAAUCUGCUUGCCAUGGAAGUCAUUAGCAGAAACAGGAAAAAACAUGCUAUUUUUAGAGGUCUUGCAACUGUUGUGAAUGAGACCAAUGCUAAAUUAGAUUUGUCUCUGUGUCCUUUAUCUAUGAUUGAUACAAGGACUGGAGAUACUCGUCAAGGAAUGGAGAAUAUUUUGACAUUAGAUCCUGGAUCAGAUUAUAUUUUACCUUGGAGAUGCUUAUCCGGGGAUUCUGAAGAAUGUCUCCGUGUUCGUCCUUACUGCGAUUUGUCUGGUUCAUCUUACUCUUGGGGUCUUACAGCUACUCUAGGAUUUACUUUUGCUGGUGGAAAGGAGCAGCUCUCUUCAGAACAGGGUCUGCUCUCCAGGCAAAGUACAAUGAAGCCUGUAAACAAUAUGACUUUCUCAACAUUCAAGCUGAAUGAACUUGAGAAAAAAGAUGUCCUUUUGUGUUGCAAACCUAGCGUGCAAAAUCAACAAUAUUGGCUUAGCGUUGGUACAGAUGCAUUAGUUCAUCAUACAGAAUUGAAUGCACCUGUUUAUGAUUGGAAAAUUUCCAUAAACUCCCCACUGAAGUUGGAGAAUCGACUUCCUUGUCCAGCUGAAUUCACAAUCUGGCAAAGGACAAAAGAUGGAAAAGGCAUGGAGCUACAGCAGGGUAAAAUUUUGUCUCGCAGAUGCGCUCAUAUACAUGCUGCUGAUCCCAGGAAACCCAUAUAUCUUUCGUUGUUUGUUCAGAGUGGUUGGACUAUGGAGAAGGACCCUGUUGUCAUCUUGGACCUGUCCUCAAAUGAUCUUGUUUCCUCAUUUUGGAUGGUUCACCAGCACACUAAAAGGAGGUUACGAGUGAGCAUUGAACGCGAUUUGGGAGGCACCAUGGCAGCACCCAAAAUAAUCAGAUUUUUUGUCCCAUACUGGAUUGAUAAUGAUUCCUCUCUGCCUCUAGCUUAUCGAGUUGUGGAGAUUGAGUCUCUUGAUAGUGGAGACAAUAGCAUUCUUAAGUCUGUAAAAAAUUCUGUCCCCAGGAAAAAUGUACAGGUCUUGGAUGUGAUUAGGGAUACUAGUCCUACACCUAGCAUGCUCUCACCCCAAGAUUAUGUUGGACGUGGUGGUGUUCAUCUUUUCACAUCUCAUAAUGAUACAUAUCUGUCACCUAAAGUCGGAAUUUCUGUAGCUAUACGUGAUUCAGAAAAUUACAGUCCUGGUAUUUCACUUGUUGAGCUUGAGAAGAAGGGGCGUGUCGAUAUUAAAGCCUUCAGCUCAGAUGGAUCUUACUAUAAGCUUUCAGCACAGCUCAACAUGACUUCAGAUAGAACAAAGGUUAUUCGUUUUCAGCCACGCACGUUGUAUAUAAAUAGAAUUGGUUUUAGUGUGUAUAUUCAGCAGUGCAGUACUACAUCUAUGGAGCACAUAUGCCCCACAGAGCCUCCAAAAGCCAUCCGAUGGCACUCUUCAUCCGAAGUUGAAAUGUUGAAGAUGCGAGUGAAUGGAUAUAAGUGGAGUAGACCAUUUAGUGUGGGGUCUGAAGGGAUGAUGUCAAUUGUACUGGAAAGUGAUUCAGGUGGCCGUAAUAUGAUUAUAAGGGUAGUAAUCAGAACUGGCUCUGGAAAUUCGCGCUAUGAAGUUAUAUUUCGUCCAAAUUCAUUGUCAAGUCCAUACAGGAUUGAGAAUCGUUCUAUGUUUCUUCCCAUUCACUUCCGCCAAGUCGAUGGAACGAGUGAUUCGUGGAGGUAUCUUCCUCCAAAUGCAGCCACUUCAUAUUCAUGGGAAGACGUUGGAAGGCGGCGUUUGUUGGAGCUAUUUGUAGAUGGAUCUGAUCCACAGAGAGCAGUGAAAUACAACAUUGAUGAGGUAUAUGAUCAUCAGCCUAUGAAUGUUGGCAGUGGACCAGCUAGAGCUAUACGUGUGGCCAUAGUUAAAGAAGAGAAGAUGAGUGUAGUUAAAAUUAGUGAUUGGAUGCCUCAAGAUGACCUUGUACCAGGUGCACGGAAAAGAACUUCGCCAUCUGUGUCGCCUCUUCCUAUAGCUGAGCCUGAGUAUGAAAGUCCUCCAUCUACGUCAAGUGCCGAAUUUCAUGUUAUUAUUGAGCUUUCGGAGCUUGGUUUGUCCAUUAUUGACCAUACACCAGAAGAGAUGCUCUAUAUGUCUGUGCAGAAUUUUCUUUUAUCACAUUCUACAGGCUUGGGCUCUGGGACUAGUAGACUAAAAUUGAAAAUGCGUGGACUCCAAGUGGACAACCAGCUUCCAUUGUCUCCCAUGCCAGUUCUUUUCAGACCGCACAGAGUCAAUGAGGAGAUAGACUACAUCUUAAAAUUCUCUGUGACAUCGCAAUCAAAUGGGUCGCUAGAUUUGUGUGUCUAUCCUUAUAUAGGAUUCCAUGGGCCUGACAACUCAACCUUUUUGGUAAAUGUUCACGAGCCAAUCAUAUGGCGCCUUCAUGAGAUGAUCCAACAGAUUAACCUUAAUAGGUUCAAUGCUACAGAAACAAAUGCUGUUUCUAUAGAUCCGAUUAUCCAAAUUGGAGUUCUUGACAUCUCAGAAGUACGGCUGAAGGUAUCAAUGGUCAUGUCACCAACUCAGCGACCUAAGGGUGUGCUUGGUUUCUGGGCAUCCUUGAUGACAGCACUGGGGAAUAUGGAAAAUAUGCCAGUGAGGAUACAGCAGCGGUUUGUGGAAAAUGUGUCUAUGCGACAGAGUGCUAUUAUCAGCAAUGCUACCUCAAAUGUACAGAAGGAUCUGCUAAGCCAACCUCUUCAGCUGCUUUCUGGCGUUGAUAUACUUGGGAAUGCAAGCAGUGCUCUCGAACACAUGAGCAAAGGUGUUGCAGCAUUAUCAAUGGAUAAGAAAUUUAUCCAAAGCCGACAAAGACAGGAAAAAGUAGGAGCCUUCGGUGAUGUCAUCAGAGACGGAGGUGGAGCAUUAGCUAAAGGUUUUUUCAGAGGUGUCACGGGAAUUGUAACAAAGCCUUUUGAGGGGGCAAAAUCAUCUGGUGUUGAGGGUUUUGUCCAAGGUGUAGGGAAAGGAAUAAUAGGUGCAGCUGCACAACCAGUGAGUGGUGUGCUGGAUCUUUUGUCAAAAACUACUGAGGGUGCCAAUGCCAUGAGAAUGAAGAUACAAGCUGCUCUAACUUCUGAAGAACAACUUCUACGAAGAAGAUUACCACGAGUAAUUAGUGGUGAUAAUCUGCUUAAACCUUAUGAUGAAUAUAAAGCACAAGGACAGGUUAUACUACAGCUAGCGGAAUCGGGAUCUUUUCUUGGCCAAGUUGAUUUGUUUAAAGUGCGUGGAAAAUUCGCUUUAUCAGAUGCCUAUGAAGAUCAUUUUAUGCUUCCCAAAGGAAGAGUCUUUGUAGUCACCCACCGUAGAGUUGUACUUCUGCAACAACCCUUGAACAUUAUUUCACAUCAAAGAAAAUUCAGUGCAGCCAAAGAUCCAUGUUCAGUUUUGUGGGAUGUGUUGUGGGAUGACCUGAUAACUAUGGAGGUGACUCAUGGAAAGAAAGACCAACCCAAUGCACCGCCUUCACGUGUCCUCCUAUAUCUCCAAACGAAGUCAACAGAAAGCAAGGAUCAAGUUCGUACUGUCAAAUGCAACGGUGAUUCUAAUCAGGCUUUUAAGGUUUAUGCUGCAAUUGAGCAAGCAAUGAGCACCUAUGGACCGAACCAGUCAAAGGCACUCCUGAAAAAGAUUACAAGACCUUAUUCCCCAACGGCUGACCCCAAGGAAGGACUUGGUGUGUGGUCUCCGGGACAAUUUCCAGCAUCAGUUCCUACAACAAGGUCACUAUUUGGCAGUAGCCCGAUCUAAGAAUAAAAAGUGGAAUUUAUUCUAGCUUACGUGCAAAACGUACACCAUCAAUAUGUUUUAUUACGUUGGAGCUCUCGAAUUCUCUGACACUCCUGUACAUGCACUUUCUAUCCAGAAAGGCAUGGAGGCGAUACUACAGAGUAGUCAUGUAAGGGUUUUGCCUGAUGCCCUGGAUGAGGUGGACUAUUGACCCCUUCCUGAAACAAAAAGAGGCAUAUAUGUACAUAUUAUUAGUUCAGUAAGUGUACAUGAACAAUGUGGAUCAUUCUGCUAAAAAUUAGUUAGAGUUCCACAGCUCUUUUACAUCCAUAGUAAAUCCAUAUUUGUAAAUUUACGUGUAGAAGCAAUGCUAUUCUUCAUACUGGCUUGUUUGCUUCUCUAGGAGAUGACCUGCCAUUCUUUUGCAUGACUGGAGUUACGGAAAGAAAUUAAUUUUGUUUCUUUCCUUGCUUCGUCGAUGACUUUUGAAGUGAAUACCUUUUUGCCCACAUAAAUGGAGAAGGAAGAGAUCGGACAUUUUAAGUAAGUUACAUUCUUCAUUUUAGCAAGUUGCUGAGAUAGUUGUGGAAGCAGUCUUUUCAAUCCUCUAUAUUUCGUAUCAACUAGCCGCGAUUUGGUACAGUAAUAGUUUGAUACACAGCAUACUCCGAUGACAAUUUAUGGAUUAUAGGAUAUCUGAAUCUGUAAAAUUCAACCAUAAAACUCCAAGUCUCUAACUGCUUGUCUUUUUAUUUCUGGAUCUCCAGUUACAUAUUCACUUGAAAGUACAAUGAAAAAUCCAUUUAUUGUUGGUCGUCA
Messenger RNA from Beta vulgaris subsp. vulgaris (sugar beet), 13638 nucleotides. RefSeq lists its product as hypothetical. The coding region runs from base 469 to 12840 and encodes 4123 amino acids. NCBI's taxonomy places the organism in Eukaryota, Viridiplantae, Streptophyta, Magnoliopsida, Caryophyllales, Amaranthaceae. The transcript has 63 exons. The record is from RefSeq and is a predicted model, not a curated record.